This is a messenger RNA of Paraphaeosphaeria sporulosa, 1647 nucleotides long. Its product is annotated as inosine-5'-monophosphate dehydrogenase-like protein. The record is from RefSeq and is a predicted model, not a curated record. The coding region runs from base 1 to 1647 and encodes 548 amino acids. Gene Ontology annotation, molecular function: IMP dehydrogenase activity. Gene Ontology annotation, biological process: GTP biosynthetic process. Gene Ontology annotation, cellular component: cytoplasm. The transcript is spliced from 3 exons. Lineage: Eukaryota; Fungi; Ascomycota; Dothideomycetes; Pleosporales; Didymosphaeriaceae.
AUGCCCAUCACCAACGGUGACGCCAUGGCGAAGUCCGCAUCCGAUGCCUUGGACUUCACCACAGCCCUCGAGGUGCUCAAGAACGAGUACCCCGAGCGCGACGGAAUCGAUGUCAAGACCCUCAUCGACUCCAAGAAGAACGGCGGCCUGACCUACAACGACUUCCUUAUGCUUCCUGGCUACAUCGGUAUGUCCGGCUUCCCUGCCGCCGAUGUCACACUCGAUACUCCUAUUACGAAGCGCAUCACACUCAAGACGCCCUUCGUCUCCUCGCCCAUGGAUACUGUGACGGAACAUAACAUGGCCAUUCAUAUUGCUCUCCUGGGUGGCUUGGGCAUAAUUCACCACAAUUGCUCUCAAGAGGACCAGGCCGAGAUGGUGCGCAAGGUCAAGCGAUUCGAGAACGGUUUCAUCCUUGACCCCGUUGUCAUCUCGCCCAGCACCACUGUGCGCGAGGCAAAGGCGCUCAAGGAGUCUUGGGGUUUCGGCGGCUUUCCAGUCACUGAGGACGGAAAGCUCCGCUCCAAGCUUGUCGGUAUCAUCACUCCUCGUGAUGUGCAGUUCCAUGACAAAUUGGACGACCCGGUCUCCGCCGUCAUGUCCACCGAGCUUGUUACUGCUAAUCUGGGCAUUGAUCUGCGCCAGGCGAACGACAUCCUCAGCAAGUCGAAGAAGGGCAAGCUACCCAUUGUCGACGAGGAGGGCAACCUUAUCGCUCUUCUCUCUCGCUCCGAUCUUAUGAAGAACCUCCACUACCCUCUCGCCUCCAAGCUUCCUCACUCGAAGCAGCUUAUCGCUGCCGCCGCCAUCGGCACCCGACCGGAGGACAAGAACCGUCUGCAGAAGCUUGUCGAUGCAGGCCUCGACAUUGUCGUGCUCGACAGCUCCCAGGGUAACUCCAUGUACAUGAUUGAGAUGGUAAAGCACAUCAAAGAGAAGUACCCCGGCCUCGAUGUGAUUGCUGGAAACGUGGUCACUCGCGAGCAAGCUGCUGCUCUGAUUGCUGCUGGAGCCGAUGGUCUUCGUAUCGGUAUGGGCAGUGGAAGUGCCUGCAUUACUCAGGAGGUUAUGGCCGUGGGACGUCCCCAAGCUACCUCGGUCUACAACGUCACUCAGUUCGCUAGGCGCUUCGGCGUUCCUUGCAUUGCUGACGGUGGCAUCCAAAACGUUGGGCACAUCGUCAAGGGUCUUGCGCUGGGCGCCACGACCGUCAUGAUGGGCGGUCUGCUUGCUGGCACGACCGAAUCACCCGGUCAGUACUAUGUCAGCAACGACGGUCAGCUCGUCAAGGCCUACCGUGGCAUGGGCAGCAUCGACGCUAUGGAGGACAAGAAGGCCGGAGCCGGCAGCAAGGACGCCAAGGCCAGCAACGCUGGAACUGCUCGCUACUUUUCCGAGGGCGACCGCGUCCUGGUCGCGCAGGGCGUUUCGGGCUCUGUCCGUGACCGUGGCUCCGUCACCAAGUUCGUGCCGUACCUCAUGGCCGGUGUGCAGCACUCUCUGCAAGACAUUGGUGUGAAGAGCCUGAAGGAGCUGCAGGAGGGUGUCGUGAACGGCACGGUCAGGUUCGAACUCCGAACCGCGAGUGCACAGGCCGAGGGCAAUGUGCACGGUCUGCACAGCUUCGACAAGAAGCUCUACUCGUAG